GGGGAUGAUUACCUAAUUUGACAGUGAUACAUACUUAGCAUAACUUUCCAUGAUAAAGAUAAGACUAACAUAACAAUCUUUAGUUUCGAACAUUAUUGUGCUACAUUCGAGGCAGUGUGGCUGAAGAAUAGGAAUCGACUCGAGUCUCGGAAACCACAAGGCUAAACCACUAGAGCUGGUGGGAUCAUUACCGAGCCUGAGAGAUUUUGGCUGGCCAGUCACUCCGACAAUGCCAUUCUUCAACGCUUUUGUCGGUACAUCUCGAGCUGGUGAUGCUUGGUUCCUUGCUGGCCUUACAGCUUCCUUUCCAAACAUCACGGCUUCCGGAGAUACUGUCCUGUCAAAUCGCUUACCGUGCAAAGGCUCCUUCGCGCCAGGUUGCAAAGUUUUUAGUGUACCUUUGACUGAUAGUACUCAAGCCGUUGAAGUUAACCUUGACGAUGCCGUGACAGCCGGACUCAAGGAGCAAGUUAUAGUUUUUCAAUACCAAGGCAAGUUCCAUGCUGUUGAUCAUGUAAGUCUACUCAUUCUUUUUGUGCACAUCACUGAGAGGGCUAGGAAGUGAUUGAUAACGAAAAGCGAUAAUGGACUUGCUGCUAAAAUAAAAUGGUAGAGUUGUCCACAUUCAUCGUUUCCACUUUCACGGGGUACGCCGUUUGAUAUCGAAGAUUUUGGUAUCCGGCUGAGUGUUGGAAUACAAUGUCCAAAGCACGAUUGGUCCUUUGAUUUGAUUCACGGGAAAGGCGACCGAGGGAGCUACAAGCUAAAAGUCUGGGAGGUUCAAUUGCGGCCCAUUCCUGGAGCGGAGAAUGAGGAGGGUGAGGUUUGGGUUAGAAGGAAGCAAAGGAUAGGCUGAUUUAUCAUUCAGACUGAGAUAUAAAAUGGCCAAUAAGACGUGAAGCUUGGGGGAUCUUUGCAAUGGAUGUAUCAACCGAUAUAAUCGUGGCAACACAGCUACAUAGUAACCUACUGUACACAGUGUUGUCCGCAGGGGCAAGCGAGGAAAUCCUGUCAGUCUCAGAGGCUAUGACCCCUGGAUUAGGUUAUCUUAGCCAAGGAUUUGCGGUGUAACAGAUAUUUAAAGUUCUUUAAUGAAAUUUCAAACGGAGCAUCGGAUCAAUAUUCUUCGUAGGCAAGUUUAAAC
Molecule: messenger RNA, 1144 nt
Organism: Sclerotinia trifoliorum
Lineage: Eukaryota; Fungi; Ascomycota; Leotiomycetes; Helotiales; Sclerotiniaceae
Source: the annotation of a GenBank genome assembly